Micropterus dolomieu (smallmouth bass) is the source of this 2226-nucleotide messenger RNA. It is a transcript of the gene bco1, whose product is annotated as beta-carotene oxygenase 1. Gene Ontology annotation, biological process: carotene catabolic process; retinal metabolic process. The transcript is spliced from 11 exons. The coding region runs from base 346 to 1932 and encodes 528 amino acids. Gene Ontology annotation, molecular function: beta-carotene 15,15'-dioxygenase activity; carotenoid dioxygenase activity. Lineage: Eukaryota; Metazoa; Chordata; Actinopteri; Centrarchiformes; Centrarchidae. The record is from RefSeq and is a predicted model, not a curated record.
CCGGACAAGAGAGAAGACAAUGAGAGAGAGAGAGAAAUAAUAGCCUAGAAAGGUUUUUAUCGUGACUGUACGACACUACCCGGCUCCGUAAUUUAUUUACGGUAUCUUUUAUCUACAAUGGCCCUAUUACAUGAGAUGACUCAAAACGUGUCAAAGUUCAACUUUUUUUCCCCUGUGGAGCGCAUUUCGCUGACACGACUUCCACUCUCCGAAGUGUAGAUAGCGUGACCGCAGUGAUAAACAAAUCCGUCGUCAGUCCCCAAAGGACGACCAGCUAUUUAAAGGGGGAAACUGCAGUUCUUUCUCAGACGACUCCACGUGUUCUUCACAUCAUUGUCAGCAAACAUGACCACAGACUUUUCUAAGAAUGCAGAAGAGAGGCCGGACCCCCUUCUGGCAGAAGUGAAAGGGACUAUUCCCAGCUGGCUGCAAGGCACACUACUGCGCAAUGGCCCCGGCAUCUUUUCUGUGGGGGACACCAGCUAUAACCACUGGUUUGAUGGGAUGGCCAUCAUGCACAGCUUCGCCUUUAAAGACGGUGAAGUGACCCACAGGAGCAGAUUUCUGAGAAGUGACACCUAUAAUGCUAACAUGAGUGCAAACAGGAUAGUGGUGUCUGAAAUGGGGACAAUGGCCUACCCAGAUCCAAGCAAGAAUUUUAUUGUGAAGGCAGUUACCUUUCUCAACCACACAGUGCCUGACUUCACUGACAAUGGCGGAAGCAAUUUUAUUAAAUACGGAAAUGACUUUUAUGCCACCUCUGAAACCAACUACAUCCGUAAGAUUGAUCCUGUGACCCUGGAGACUCUGGACAAGGUGGACUACAAGAAGUACCUGCCGGUUAACAUGGCUUCGUGCCAUCCACACUAUGACAAGGAGGGCAACUCCUACAACUUCGGAACUUCAAUAGCAGAGAAGGGCAAAACUAAAUACGUACUGUUCAAAGUCCCCGCUGUUUCAGAGAAAGACAAAGGCAAGAAUGCCCCUGCGCUGAAGAAUGUGGAGGUGGUCUGCGCCAUUCCUUGCCACUCGCUCCUCACACCCAGCUACUACCACAGCUUCGGCAUGACGGACAACUACUUCAUUUUCAUCGAGCAGCCUUUGAAACUGGACAUCCUCAGGAUGGCCACUGCAUACAUGAGAGGAGUCAGCUGGUCGAGUUGCCUGAAAUUUUGCCCUGAGGAAAAGACUGUGAUCCACCUGAUAGACAGAAAGACUGGCAAAGAGGUCGAGACAAAGUACUACACUGGAGCAAUGAUCGUCUACCAUCAUGUGAAUGCUUUCGAGGACAACGGUCAUGUGAUCUUUGAUGUCAUCGCCUACAAUGAUAACAGUCUUUAUGAUGCGUUCUACCUCAGCAAGCUGAAGGAAAACGACAAGCUCUAUAACGUUACCUACUCCAAACCAAGCUACAGAAGAUUUGCACUUCCCGUCCACUCAGACAAGGGUAUUGCGGUUGGAGAGGACAUAGUGACAGUCAAAUAUACGACAGCCAGUGCUGUGAAGGAGAAAGAAGGCAAACUACUGUGCCAGGCAGAGGUGCUCUGUGAAGGUUUUGAAUUACCCAGAAUCAAUUAUGACAUCAAUGGCAAGAGGCACCGGUUUGUCUACGGGAACUGUGUGGAGGAGUCUGCACUGUCAUUAAAGAUUGCAAAGUUUGACACAGAAACCAAGGAAAGGAUUUACUGGAGUGAGGACAACUGCUGGCCGUCAGAGCCCAUCUUCAUUCCCAGACCAAAUGGAGAGUCGGAGGACGAUGGCGUGGCCUUAACACAAGUCAUCAACACCAACCCAGGCCAGUCUAAUUUCAUCCUGAUUCUUGAUGGCAGAACAUUCAAAGAAGUUGCUCGAGCAAACGUGAACACUGAGCUCCACAAGGAUAUGCAUGGCUUUUUUAUCCCUCAAGGAGAUUUGUCAGUUGUUGAUAUGUAAACAUGAAAAACACACUGCUGAAUGGUUGUGUUAGACCCAAAAAAAGCGUGGUAAGGAUGGACAUGGUUUCAUGGACUUCCUCAUCUCUGUAAAACUAUAGUGGUUGUAUCCAAACAUUUUUUGGGAUGUUUAUUAAGAAACAUGCAGAUUUAUUCAUUGUGUGUGGUUCAAAAUCUCACUUAAGCGUGCUUAUAUCACUGUUUGUUAUGUAUUCCACAUUAUUCUAUUGUACUGCCAUCACUGUUAUUGUACUUGUGUUCACCCUUUUCAUUAAAACAAAAACUGUAACUGAAA